Messenger RNA from Salvia splendens (bonfire salvia), 1233 nucleotides. Its product is annotated as protein RGF1 INDUCIBLE TRANSCRIPTION FACTOR 1. The transcript has 3 exons. The record is from RefSeq and is a predicted model, not a curated record. Lineage: Eukaryota; Viridiplantae; Streptophyta; Magnoliopsida; Lamiales; Lamiaceae. The coding region runs from base 412 to 1092 and encodes 226 amino acids.
UGGCACGUUUGCUUCCCUACAUAUAUUUAUCCAAAUAUUGCAUUAUCGUAAAUAAUUAAGGUGUUAAAAUAGCGACCGCCUCGUAAAUUAAAGAAUAAAAAUUAGCGUAGCAGUCGUUUUCCUUCUAGUGUUUCCCACCGUCUAAGACUAGUCGUCUUCCCAAAUCCCAAAUCCCAAAUCCCAAUCCCAAUCCCAAUCCCAAUCCCAAUCCCAAUCCCCCUUCAUAUAAACACACAACACACAGAGUCGUCGCAGCUUGGGCUGUAGCUCUCCCUUAUUAUUUACUCCCUACAGGUAUAAUAAGUAGAGUAUAAUGUGUGUUUUAGACUUGAUUCUUGAUUUUCGGCCCGGAUGAAUUAAUUAAUGUGUUUAUAUUUGAUUCCCAGAUUAAUUAUUUGAAAGCUUGCAAUCAUGGUGAGUUCGGUGGUGUCGGAAUAUGGGCCGGCGUGGCUGAAAGCAAUGCUGGGGGGUGAAUACUUCAUGAACUGCGGGAUUCACGCGGAUUCAAACAAGAGCGAAUGCAACCUAUUCUGCUUGGACUGCAUGGGAAAUGCCUUGUGUUCAUACUGUUCCCUCCGCCACAAGGAUCACCGCCUUGUCCAAAUCCGCCGAUCUUCCUACCACAAUGUCGUCAGGGUCUCUGAAAUCCAGAGGUACAUCGACAUCUCCUGCAUUCAGACAUAUGUCAUUAACAGCGCCAAGAUUGUCUUCUUGAACCAACGCCCCCAGCCCAGACCCGGCAAAGGCAUCACCUUCACUUGCCAGAUCUGCCACCGCGGCCUUCCCGACUCCUUCCGCUUCUGCUCUCUCGGCUGCAAGAUGAAUGGAAUCAAGAGAGGUGAUAGGGAGCUCAGUUUUUCCCUUAAAAUCAAACAUGGGAGGGAAUUGAUGUAUGAUGAAGUGGAGUCAGAUUAUGAAGCUUCCACGCCUAGGAAGAUGCAGAGGGCUAAUUACAUGUUGGAGUCCAGUAGCUCAGGGGAGGAUGAUGUCGCUGCUGCUGCUGGAAACACCCUCUCUCCGGCCACUCCGCCCUUGUACAAUCAUACCAACUCCAGCCGUAGAAAAGGAGUACCGCACCGUGCACCAUUCUAGCUAUAUAUACAAAGGUUUGAUCAAAUAUUGUAAAAAUUUAUAGGUAGGUGACAACUAAAAUGUAUAGAUUUUUACUCUCUUGUUUUUGUAAAUAUAUACCACAGAUCAUAUGCAUAUCACAAUAUUAAAAUGAUUGCCUAA